UUUUUAAUUGUAUUAUAAUUUAUAUUAAUUUUAAUUCCCAAUCAAUAAUCAAAUGGCCUCAAGUGACAGUCGAGAGGAUGACAUCAAUAGUCCGGUGUCUUCGCCGGGCGUUCCCUUCCAGGAGGAGGAGGACAUCGCCGACGACAAUAUGAUCACUGAUGACGAGUCCGCCGCCAGCCCUCAGGCCAGUGGCCAACAGAAUAGGCCCGCCAUAAGAGACGGUCGACUCCGCGAUCACAACCUGUCCGAUGACGAGAGCGGCGAAGAGCUGUUCGGCGAUAACUUUGAACGCGAUUAUAGGCCGCGACCGGAGCUCGACGUCUACGAGACGGAAAUGCUGGACGACUCGGUCGGUGUGUCGGAGCUAUCGCUCGGCGAACGCAUCACCGCUGAGGCAGAGAUGAGGGCCAGAGAUCGCGCGGAGGGCCGUCUCGCGGGUCGUAUGCGAAGGGGUCUCGAUAUGUAUGACGACAGCGAAGAGGGCAGCGAUGAUCGGCCGCACGUCCGGCGCCGACAGCUUCGGGCGCAACAGCGAAGGGCCGAACUGUUUGGUGAGGGAGAGGCCGAAGAGAUGAUCGAGAGUAUUGAGAAUCUGGAGGACACCCGAGGCAUGACUGUCCGCGAAUGGGUCGUCCAAAUGGCGCCGAAGCGUGAGAUUUACAAUCGGUUUAAGAACUUUCUGCGGACGUGUACUGACGAUAAGGGACGCAAUGUCUUCAGGGAUAAGAUCCGUACGAUGUCUGAGGAGAACAAACAGAGCUUUGAAGUGGAUUACCAUUUGUUGGCCGCUUCGGAGCAGGUGUUGGCCUACUUCUUACCCGACGCUCCCAUUGAGAUGCUUGAGAUCUUCAACGAAGCGGCCAAACACGUGGUUCUCUCUAUAUUCCCGGCCUAUGAACGCAUCGCUAAAGAGAUCUUCGUUCGCAUCACUGAUCUGCCACUCAUUGAAGACAUCCGUUCCUUAAGGCAAUUGCAUUUGAAUCAAUUGAUUCGCACUCACGGAGUGGUCACCUCUACGACCACUGUUUUGCCGCAAUUGUCUUUAAUUAAAUACGAUUGUCUCAAAUGUAAGUACAUUUUGGGACCAUUUGUUCAGAACCAGACCGAAGAGGUGAAGCCCGGGUCGUGUCCCGAGUGUCAGUCGACGGGUCCCUUCUCUAUCAAUAUGGAGGAAACCAUUUACCAGAACUACCAAAGAAUUACAAUACAAGAGAGUCCGGGAAAGAUCAGCGCCGGACGUAUUCCGCGCUCCAAAGACUCCAUACUUUUGGGCGAUUUGUGCGACUCGUGUCGUCCGGGAGAUGAGAUUGAGUUGACCGGAGUCUACACCAACUCAUACGACGGCUCACUCAACAUCGCUAACGGCUUUCCCGUCUUCUCGACCGUAAUUAUGGCCAAUCAUAUACUCAAGAAAGACAACUGGACUGCUGUGGGCUCUGUCCUCACCGACGACGAUAUCAGCAAAAUCCUGGAGCUCUCGAAAGACCAUCGAAUCGCCGAACGGAUCUUCGCAUCGAUGGCGCCAUCCAUUUAUGGCCACAAGAAUGUGAAGCGAGCCCUCGCUCUCGCCCUCUUCGGCGGUGAAUCCAAGAAUCCCGGAAACAAACAUAGAAUUCGCGGAGAUAUCAAUGUUCUGCUGUGCGGAGACCCGGGAACAGCUAAGUCCCAGUUCUUGAAGUACAUAUCGAAAGUGGCGCCGAGAGCUGUCUUUACUACAGGACAGGGCGCCAGUGCUGUCGGUUUGACCGCUUUUGUCCAGAAGAGUCCCGUCACUAAAGAGUGGACACUCGAAGCCGGAGCUCUGGUUUUGGCCGAUAAGGGAAUUUGUAUGAUUGACGAGUUCGACAAAAUGUCAGACAAAGACAGGACAUCCAUUCACGAGGCGAUGGAACAGCAGAGCAUAUCUAUAUCUAAAGCCGGUAUUGUGGCCUCACUUCAAGCCCGAUGCUCUGUCUUAGCGGCGGCCAAUCCUAUCGGUGGUCGUUAUGACAUCGGAUUGACGUUCUCGCAGAACGUGGACCUCACGGAACCCAUUAUAUCGCGUUUUGAUAUCAUUUGUGUGGUCAGAGAUCAAGUGGAUCCGUUCGCCGACGAACAAUUGGCCAAAUUUGUGGUCAGAUCUCAUAUUAAACAUCACCCGAAUGUGACCGAAGAGGACUUAGCGGAGGUUAGAGACGCAGAAACCGCUGAUGUGAUCGAAAAGGAGAACACAAACGAUAACAACGCUAUUAUGGAAAACAUUGAUAUCGAAGGCAUUCCUCAGGAUCUGCUGCGCAAGUAUAUUGUGUACGCGAGAGAUCGGGUUCGACCAAAACUGGCCAAAUUUGACCAGGAGAAGGUCUCCAAACUGUACUCAGAACUCCGGAGGGAAUCACUGCUCACCGGUUCCAUUCCAAUCACUGUCCGCCACAUCGAGAGUAUCAUCCGAUGCGCUGAAUCGCACGCGAGAAUGCAUUUAAGAGACGCUGUGGGCGAUCAGGAUCUGAACGUUUCCAUUCAGGUGGUCCUCGAGAGCUUCAUUGACACUCAAAAGUAUAGUGUCAUGAAAUCAAUGACUAAAACUUUUAGUCGAUACUUCCAGCGCUCGAACACUGAACUGCUGUUCACAAUACUGCGCCAAAUGGUUCACGAAGAGCUGUCACUCACCCGCAGCCGUAUGACUGCCGGCGCUCUCAUCGAAAAGGUCGCGAUCAACGAAAAAGAGUUCGCCAAUAAGGCCCGACAACUAGAUAUUCAACACUUGCGACACUUUUACGACAGCCGGGCGUUCGCUCUCCAGAACUAUCACUUCGAUGCCGUCAACAAAGUUAUUGUUCAAAAGUUUUAGUUGUAUUUCAUUAACUGUUAGCUAUUCUUGAAUACAU
Molecule: messenger RNA, 2864 nt
Organism: Medioppia subpectinata
Lineage: Eukaryota; Metazoa; Arthropoda; Arachnida; Sarcoptiformes; Oppiidae
Source: the annotation of a GenBank genome assembly